AUGGCGCAAGAUGUGGCCAGUGAUGUUCAGAAAGAGGAGUUGCUGGAUUAUGAUGACAAACCAUCGUCUGUCCCGACCGUUGGUGAUGGCAGCGAGGCCGUACGCAAAACCCGGCAGCAGCUUCUGGACCAGCUUCAGACAGCUCUGGACACACUUACAGACCUGGACCAGCUGGAAGAGGCUGUCAAGGCAGUGGAGACAUUGCUAGCAGACCGAGCCGGGCGGCAGCCAGCACUCAUCCGACAGCUGGCCUUCUACUUUUCGGAUGCCAAUCUACGCCGCGAUUGGUUCUUACGCAAAGAGAUCGAGGCCUCCAACGAGGGAUACGUGAAGAUCGCCGUAAUCCUUCCUUUCAAGCGGCUUCGCCUUAUGGGCUGUUCGACGGCUGCCGAAAUUGUGGCGGCCAUCGAGGCUGCAGAUCCCAAGUUCAACUUGGAGUUGUCGGCUCCACGAGACGCUGUGCGGCGCACUGGCGGGGCAGCUCUGCCACCCCCGGCUUUGGGGGGCCCGGGCAGCGAGUUCGAGAGGCGGUGCGUUCAACUCACAGGUUUUAAGCGAGGUGAUGAGACGGUCGGUAUCGAGUCCAUGACAAACUUCUGCAAGUCUUUCGGGCCCGUCUUCUUUGUGAAGCUGCUCCGGGACAGACACCCAGAUGCCGAUGGCCAGAAUCCGUUCAACGGCACUGUUGAGGUGGAGUUUGAGAACGAGGAGGCAGCAGUGGCGGUGAUCGCCAUGGAGCACCAACUGGUUUGGAACGGCGAUGCGAUCCGUGCGCCGGACCCUUGUCACAGCUCGAUAUGCUACCUGCUAGCUGGACGGAGGCCGCCACUGCCAGUCGUUUGCUGGUUCGCGGUCGCACGCAGCUGUUCUGGGGACUGGCGUGCUCUGCAGCGAGAGGCCAAGGCGGUGUACAAGGACGCCUUCGCACCUCAUCAGACGCUGGACAGACUACUGGCUGAAGAAAGAUUCCGGGCGGCCGUGCUGCGGCUAAGCUGGCUUGCUGGUGUUGAUGCUGAAGAGUGGCCAAUGCCAAAGCUGGCGAACUCCGUCUACAUCUGGGCCCAUCUGGGCAAGCCCGCAAACAUGCCAAAACCGAAGAGACGAUCCGAGCACAUGCAGCAACUGGCCCGAGAGUUCGCCAACGGCAUGACCUCGACAGGGAUCCAGGAAGCCAUGCGCCUUGAGCUCAAAGCAGUCGAGGCUGCCAUCCGCGUGCGCUUGGCCUCAGGGGGAAGCCUCGAAGAGGUCACUCAGAUGAACCUGGUCCCUGCGGACACGCCAGGCAAGCUGGAUGGUCGCGCGCUGAUUGCUUGCACGCGGCCGCGCGGGCUGACGGAGGCCACCACCCUGAUGUGGGCCACGCGACAAGGUGUCCGGUGGGUGCAGGCGAUUCUGCGACUAGGUGCAUGUGCCUCGAAGGUGACUCCGAGCGGAUGGUCCGCGCUUCUCUACGGUGCAGCCUUCGAGUCCCGGAAGAUGACAGCCGAUGGGUCGUCAGAUUCAGGUGAUGCAAGCUACGGCGGCUACCGUCACCGCACACGGGGCGUCGUGGGCCCAUUGAUCGAUGCAGGGGCAGAUCCCGACGCUCGCACCUUGCAGCUCCAGGCAUAUCAAAGUGCAUUUUCACCGUCACCGUUGACCUGCCAGUUCGUCUGUGCAUCUGACAUUGCUUGGGCAGAGAGUGCCAUCAACUCUGGCUGGGCGGUUGACCUGCUCAACCGACCUGCGCAGAAGAAGCAGCAGCAAGAGGCGCAAGGCGCGGAAGAGGAGCGUGCUUCCCGGAAGCGCCGCCUCGAGGAGGAAGCCGAUGAAGCGUCUCGAUAUGAAGAGCGGGGCCUGGUUCUGCGUUUUGACGAUGUGCCGGCAUCGAUGUCGUGGAGGGAACUCAAGGAAGGGCUCUCCCCAUAUGGCACCGUCAGAUAUGUGAAGUUCUGUCAGGACGAGGGCAAGAACUUCGCCAUGGUGCAGAUGAGGGAUGAGGAUGGCAUCUUCGCCAUCCUUGGCUGCGCGAAGGAGGAUGAAGGCUUUCUUUGCGUGCAGUGCUGGGCCCAGAUGCUUCUCACCGUGAAGAGCUGCCUGCCCUUGCUACAAGCAUGCCAGCUCUUUUGCCAAGUGGUCAUCUGUCAUCUGCCCGAUGGCGCGGAGAGAUGCACCCCUUUUGAAGUUUCCAAUGCUGCGAUGGAAUAUGGCUGCUCCUACACGGCUGAGUCGAAGGCGGGCUUUUGCUUGUCCGUCUCGGGUGCCAUCAGCCUGUUUGUCUUACCAAGAGGGUCAUCUCCUACCACCGUUGCCGGCCCCGUUUCACUCGGGUGGGCUGGUCAGAGAGCAGGAGGCUGCGGCAGAAGAGCGUUUCAAGGACAGUUUAUUGCCAAGCCGCAAGCCGACAGUAUAAGGAAGCAAAGCUCACAAACCGGUUUCCAACACCAGCAGCAGCGCCACCGAUGGCGGCGGCAGCAGCAACAGCAGCAAGAGCAACACCAACAGCAACAGCAGCAACAGCUGCAGCAGCAACAGCAGCUGCAGCAGCAACAGCAGCUGCAGCAGCAACAGCAGCUGCAGCAGCAACAGCAGCUGCAGCAGCAACAGCAGCUGCAGCAGCAACAGCAGCAACAGCAGCAACAGCAGCAACAACAGCAAGAAGCUGCAAGCCAGGCCAGCUCGAAGAAGACAGCCGUAAAUGGGGUGUCCAGCUUUGCCGCCCUAAUGCAGAAAAAAUGGACACCACCAGAGCCACAACCUGUACCAGAGCCUGAAAGACCGGCAGGACAAGAACGCCGCAGUGGCUCAGGCUUUCCGUCGCAGCACCGAUCACCGAAUGGCUCCGGAGUCCCCUCGCAGGUACAAGCGCGACAGCCGUCGACGCAAGGACCACCGAGGUCACCGGGGUUUCCGUCCCCAGCUCCAGCAGGGUCCGGCUUUCCUUCGUCGAACGGAGCUGUGUCAGGAAUCCCGGCUCAGCAGCCAACUGCGGAGUCACAGACUCCAUCUGGAUUUCCAUCACCUUCCAAGCCACAUCCCCCGUCCCAGCAAGCCAAGACACCAUCCGGCUUUCCAUCCCCGACGCGUGUUCCAACGGAGCCAGCGAAGAGCCCUCCCCAACCUUCCCCGAUCCCCGCGCCACCCAAGCAGGCCACAAGAAGUGUGUCGGGAAAGGGUGCAUCUUCGCAGCAGCCAGAAAAGAAGGCCGCCAGCAAGAAGCCCGAUCCUCCGGUCAACGGAGCAACGAAACCAGGCAAUUCGAGUUUUUAUGCCAUGCUUGGCGUGGCAGAAGGUGCACCCUUAUCGGAGAUUAGAGCUGCCUACCGUCAGCAGGCGCGCCUGUCACAUCCGGACUUGUUCCGCACGGCAUCGGCUGAGGAGCAGGAGGCUGUUGCAGAACGCUUUUCGCAGGUCAACAAGGCCUUCGACGUUCUGAGUGAUCCGGCAAAGCGACAGGCUUAUGACCUGCGAGGCCUGGCUGGACUCGCGGAGUUUGAGUUCGACGGCGAGCGCAUCAUCAUGCCGCCUCCGUGGAGAAUCAGAAUAGGGCACACAGGGCACCACUUCUGGAAGCGGAAGGAGUACUUCGUGGGCCUCAUGAUGGAAACGAUCGACAUCCCAGUCCCGCUGAUCGUGAGGGCUUAUGACGAGGCCACGAAAGAUCCGCCGGGAGUUGGACAGGCCAUCCUGGUGGACAAGUGCACCGAAGCGCGAGCGAUCGACAUCACUGAGGAGCUCCAGGAGUAUGGGAUCAUGUGCUUGGCGGAGGAGGUCCCUGACGAAGAGCUUAUGGACCCCAGCAUGCACUGA
Symbiodinium natans is the source of this 3789-nucleotide messenger RNA. The record is from the annotation of a GenBank genome assembly. Lineage: Eukaryota; Dinophyceae; Suessiales; Symbiodiniaceae.